CAGCUUGCUUUGUCGUCCUCCACGAACAAGACAAAGAGGAAGACGUCCUAUACGUGUAUACGUAGACUUAUCCCUUCUUUGAUAUUUAGGAUUGUGUGGUGAGAUACUUAUUAAGCGCACGCACACACAGAGAGAGAAGAGAUAGAUCAUUGAGCUGGGAGAGAAAGAGAAAGAGAAAGAGAGAGAGAGAGAUUAAUGUGCAGGAAGUCGACCGGCAUGAAGUUGCAGCUGCUCUUUCUUGCUUUGUUUCUUUCAGGAAUUCACUUCAUCGACUCAUUUACCGAUCCUCAAGAUGUUGCGGUACUCAUCGCCUUGAAGGCCACGUGGAAAAACACACCACCAAGUUGGGGGCAUUCAGAUGAUCCAUGUGGAUUGCGCGGUUGGGAAGGAGUUACUUGCAACAAUAGUAAUUCUAGGGUUACUGCCUUGAAAUUAUCAACGAUGGGCCUAGAAGGGAAGCUUGAAGGUGACAUUGGGGGACUCGCUGAAUUGAAAUCCUUGGACCUAUCAUUUAACCGUGGGCUCACAGGUUCCCUCUCUCCACAGCUUGGGGAUUUGAAGAAGCUAAAUUUCCUAAUCCUAGCUGGUUGCAGCUUCACUGGUGAUAUUCCAGAAGAAUUGGGAAAUCUUUCAGAUCUCCGCUUCUUGGCUCUCAAUUCAAACAACUUAACUGGAAAGAUACCUCCAUCUUUCGGUAACUUCGCCAAACUCUUUUGGCUAGACGUCGCGGAGAAUAUGUUGACAGGACCUCUCCCAAUAUCAACCUCCAUGGGGGCCCCAGGCUUGGACCUACUUUUGAAGGCUAGACACUUCCAUUUCAAUAAGAACAAGCUUUCAGGUCCCAUUCCAGCCAAACUAUUCAGCUCUAAUAUGAGUUUGAUACACAUAUUAUUUGAUGGAAAUCAACUUUCUGGAAGUAUCCCACCAACAUUAGGACUUAUAAAAACUCUUGAAGUUCUUCGGCUUGACAGAAAUGCUCUGACAGGAAGUGUCCCAGAUCUCAGCAACCUAACAAAUAUCAUUGAAUUGAAUUUUGCUCAAAAUAAAUUGACGGGUGCUUUACCAGACUUGACUCAAAUGAUGAAACUCAAUUACUUGGACCUUAGUAAUAACUCAUUUGAGCCAUCAGAAGCACCAACGUGGUUCUCAACCUUACGAACACUCACCACUCUGGUUAUGGAAUAUGGGUCACUUCAAGGGCCCAUACCACGAGAACUGUUUAGCCUUCCACAAUUACAGCAAGUGAAAUUGAGAAACAACGAAUUUAAUGAAACAUUGGACAUGGGUGCGCAUGAAGAGAUCAGACCACAACUGAAGCUUAUUGAUUUACAAAACAACGACAUUUCUUUUGUAAAAGUGGGCACUAAAAUCCCGAAUUUCUUAAAACUAAAAGGAAACCCAGUGUGUAACGACGUCUAUCCUAUCUUGGAAACUUACUGCCAGCAAAAUCACCAACCACCAAAGCCAUAUUCUACUAGCUUGGCUAAUUGUGAAAGUACAUCAUGUCCUCUUGAUCAAAAUUGCAACCCUCGGAAUUGUGAAUGCGCCUAUCCAUAUAAAGGGACAUUAUAUGUUGGUGGAUCACUUUUCAGUGAAUUGUCCAAUGCAACUGUAUUUAAUUUUCUGGAAUGUAGCUUGUGGGUGAACUUGAGUCUCCUUCCACGUUCAGUUUCUAUUCUAAGUACCGGGUUCAAUUUUGAUGACUAUCUACAAGUGCAAUUGGCAUUCUUUCCCUCAACCGGAAAAUACUUUAAUCGAUCAGAGAUUCAGAGAAUUGGGUUCCUCAUGACUACUCAACAAUAUAGGCUACCUCUACAAUUUGGAGCCUAUUUUUUUAUUGCAGACCCUUAUGCUUUCCCAGCCAAACAUGGAGGAACUUCUAUUGGCACUCGUGUAAUAAUUGAGAUAGCAAUUGCUUGUUGUGCCAUUUUGGUUCUGGGACUCCUGGGAGUAGGGAUAUAUGCGGUUCGACAAAAGAGACGUGCGGAAGCCGCCAUUGGAUUUAGUAAUCCGUUUGCUUCUUGGAGAUCAAGUGGCAAUGAUAGCAGCGGGGCAGCUCCACAAUUAAAAGGUGCAAGAUUGUUCUCUUAUUAUGAACUCCGAAAGUGCACAAAUAAUUUCGCCGAGAGAAAUGAGAUAGGUUCUGGAGCAUAUGGCAAGGUUUAUAGGGGUUUGCUUUCCGAUGGACUAGUUGUUGCUAUCAAAAGAGCUCAGCAAGGAUCAACGCAGGGUUUACUUGAGUUCAAGACUGAAAUUGAAUUGCUUUCCCGAGUUCAUCACAAGAAUCUUGUUGGCCUUGUGGGUUUUUGCUUUGAACAAGGAGAGCAGAUGCUGGUCUACGAAUUUAUGCCUAAUGGAACAAUUAGAGAUAGCUUAUCAAGGAAAUCUGGCAUUUAUCUUGAUUGGAACAGAAGACUCUACGUUGCUCUUGGUUCAGCCAGAGGACUAGCUUACCUACAUGAGCAUGCCAAUCCUCCUAUUAUACAUAGAGAUAUUAAGUCCACGAAUAUUCUGUUGGAUGAAAAUUUGACUGCAAAGGUUGCAGAUUUUGGCUUGUCUAAGCUAGUAUCAGAUGAUUUGAGAGGCCACAUUUCAACUCAAGUCAAAGGCACGAUGGGUUAUCUGGAUCCUGAAUAUUAUCAGACUCAAAAAUUAACUGAGAAGAGUGAUGUUUAUAGCUUUGGAGUUUUUAUGCUUGAAUUGCUAACAUCAAAGCGACCGAUUGAGAGGGGAAUGUACAUCGUCCGUCAGGUGAGAACAACAAUGAACAAGGACGACGAAGAGCACUAUGGUUUGUGGGAUAUGAUUGAUUCGUCCAUUAGAGACACACCAAAUCUUAUAGGGUUUGGGCAAUUCUUGGAAAUUACUAUGAAAUGCAUUGAAGAUUCGCCUGAAGACCGUCCAACAAUGAGUGAAGUGGUAAAGGCAUUUGAAACAAUAUUACAAAAUGAUGGGAUGGCUUUAAGCACAUCUGCGUUGUCUUCUACAAGUGACCUUGGAGCUUCAAAGCUGAGUGCUUCUAAGCAUUCUUAUAAGGAUGUUAGUAGCAUUGAUAUCUUCGAUUAUAGUGGUGCAUACAUAGUCUCAUCAAGAGUUGAACCCAAGUAGCCAA
Messenger RNA from Juglans microcarpa x Juglans regia, 3112 nucleotides. RefSeq names its product leucine-rich repeat receptor protein kinase HPCA1-like. The transcript is spliced from 19 exons. Gene Ontology annotation, molecular function: protein kinase activity; ATP binding; protein binding. Bases 196 to 3108 code for a protein of 970 amino acids. NCBI's taxonomy places the organism in Eukaryota, Viridiplantae, Streptophyta, Magnoliopsida, Fagales, Juglandaceae. Gene Ontology annotation, biological process: protein phosphorylation. The record is from RefSeq and is a predicted model, not a curated record.